Messenger RNA from Alternaria arborescens, 2124 nucleotides. RefSeq lists its product as hypothetical. Bases 1 to 2124 code for a protein of 707 amino acids. NCBI's taxonomy places the organism in Eukaryota, Fungi, Ascomycota, Dothideomycetes, Pleosporales, Pleosporaceae. The record is from RefSeq and is a predicted model, not a curated record. The transcript is spliced from 2 exons.
AUGUCUGCUUCAACGGCCACUACAACCGGUUCCAACACGCCCGCCAACAAAGUCAACGCUUCUGCUACGCUUAGCGAAGACGAAUCCUUCCACAAGAGAGCGGCCGAGGCAGAGGCGAAGCAUGUUGCGAAUGUCGCAACUCAAAAUAGAAAGCUUGAAAUGGUUGAGAAGAAGCUCAAUGAGAAGCUUUCAUCCAAUGGCAAGGCACUAGUUCUCAAGGACAAGCCUACUAGACCUACACAUCGACCCACGAGGAAAAAUCGCAAGCCGCUUUCCCCACCUAGCAAUAAGGAGCACGACACCCGAACAGCUGCAGUGGAUAUCAAAGCUACUAUCAAGGAGAAAAGGCAGCUCGCCAUUUUAUUAACUUCUCGUCCGAGUCUUAACUACGACAGGAUUAUCGAGCAACACGUGGUCAACGGCGUCGUUGAGCGCAUUACCCAGCCUGACAACUCCCAACACACAUCUGUGGUGAACAAGACACUUCCUACCUACAGCUACGUAGAUAUUGUCGAGCAGCGCGUAGUCAACAACGUCUCUGAGCGUAUCCCUGGGUCUGCCGAUACGCCUCAAGCUGCCGCCUCUAAUAUCGACACUGACUCAGAUUCGGCUGCUGAGUCUGACAACGAUACAGAAGAACACGUUCCCAAACUGGUACAAGAGGCUUCUACCGCCCAUCAAAGUACGGAUUCACUUUUGGAAAGAUCUAGCUCUGUCAAGGCUGCCAGCGCCACCGCAUCAUCCCACGUCUAUGACGAUGUCUCGAUGAUCGAUGUCGACAAUGAGGCGCUGCUUCUCAGCUUUGCGAAUGAGGCAGCACUGGCCGCUGCUCCAGUCGAGCUUCCCGUGACUGCAUUCAAGGAUCAAAAGCCUAACAAGGCCAAGGAGAAGGAUGCAAAGGCUUCUGACCUUCUAAAAGAGGUGGCUAUGGUCGAUUUAGAAGUACCUCAGAAGCAGCUCAAGCUCGACACCGCAAGGACCGCUACUGGGAAUGCCGACCCCACCACUCUAGCGGACGAUGGAUAUGUGACGGCGCUUCUGAAAAUGCCAAAUGGCCCUGGCGUAACUAGAAAAUCUCGUAACUUUCAUGAGAAGCAAGUUGCGAUGCACAUCACCCCUUUCGCAUUGCCAGUCACUGCGCCAAAGCAAGAUAAGACCUUAAAAGCCAACCAAAAGGUCGUCAAGGUUGGUGGAAAGAAAAUAGUCUCGUGCGAGAGGAAAAAGGCUCACGAUCUUCACAACCAUCUUGUUCAAAUGCACGUCCCAUCAUACAAGCUUCCGUUUUCUGCUCAUGGGCAAAAGAAGACUAAAAGGACGAAGUCUGUUGACACCCCUGUCGCAAAGUUUAUCCAUGGACCUGUUGCUGUCGACGCAUCAGCAGACGACACAGAGCUUAUUGUUGGCGAUUACGCAUCCAAUGUUGCUAAUUUGGAAGCCGAAAAUUCCAUGCACGACAAGGGAACUCUCAUCGGCAGCGUCUCCCAAAUUAAUCCUUUCCCCAUCAAUAAAGCUAAGGACAAUCUGCAGCAGAUCGACGUUCGGGUUACAGAUACCAUCGAGAAGCAAGUCAUUCCUGAUGACACUACCCCAGUAACCCCUCCCACAUCUGAUCUCGACUUCUCUUCCUCCGGCUCAGACUACCCAAAGUCAACCAAGACUUCCCGUCGCUCCUCCUUGGUGCCUGCCGUUGAUUCUAUUCGUCGCAAGGCUGAAAAGGCGCGCACCGCCUUCCUUGGGAAAACCUCUUUAGAGAUGUUCGUGAAUAUACUCGACUUCGAGCGUUGCGACGGAACGACCACCAAAGAUGACGUCUGCAAGGCCUUUGCUUCCCUUGCUGGUUGUCCCAUUGCCAGUCUGGAAUCUGUCAAGAUUCAGCGCAAGAUCAAGCUAGGCGGCACUUCACUCUAUGGCUUUCUUCAUCAACUCGACUUCGAUGACAAUGAAAUCACUCUCAUUGGCAAGGUCAUGAACACCUUUGAAGAGGCGGCCAAGAAUGAAUUGGUAUCUUCUAAACUAGACCUUGCUUUAUGGCUUGCGGAAUCGUCUCGGGAUGAUGGCAGUCAUCAGGGUCUGCAUUCGCUGCAUGCUUCUAAACUCAGCGCGUUCAGACAAAUCAUCGCAUAA